GUGUCAUCGUUCUGCCCAACCUGAACCACAAAUUAAGUUUGACUGUCGCCUGUCGGACGCAUGAAAAUUCACUCCAUUAAUUAGCCAACUGCUACUGAUGUUCCAUUAAUUGACUUCCACCGCUUCCUUUACUCCAUUUCAGAUAAUUCUCUUGACUUUCGUGGCUUGAAGGCUUCCCAGGUAUUUAGGAUUUGGUUUCCUCAGGCUGAUGAGCACAUCCGCUGUGGACAUGGAUUCCGUCAGAGCCGCACCAACCCCCACCUGCCACAUGGUGGCCAUGCCUUACCCAGGUCGCGGCCAUAUCAACUCGAUGAUGAACUUCUGCAAGAUACUAGCUUCCAAGAAGCCCGACAUUUUAGUCACCUUUGUUGUCACAGAGGAAUGGCUUGGCUUUAUCGGCCCUGACCCCAAGCCCGACAACAUACGCCUCGCCUCCAUACCCAACGUUGUCCCAUCGGAGCUGGUCCGCGCCGCUGACUUGAACAACUUCGUAGAAGCCGCCAUGACGAAGAUCGAAGCUCCAACCGAGCGGCUCCUGGACCAGCUGGAGCCGCUACCUACAGUUUUAGUGGCUGAAAUUUUUCUGUUUUGGGCAAUCGGCUUCGGGAAGCGUAGGAAUAUUCCGGUAGCGUUGUUUUGGCCUAUGUCGGCUUCGAUGUUCACGGUCAUCCAACAUUUCCAUCUUUUUGCCCAAAACGGUCAUUUCCCAGUUGACAUCUCAGCAAGAGGCGAGGAGCGAGUGGACUAUAUUCCUGGAAUCUCUUCCACACGUCUAGUGGAUCUUCUUUUUUCACGGAAUGAUGGGAGCAACCUACAACUACUGCAUAGGUUUCUGGAAGCUUUUUCAUGGCUGAGCAAAGCACAAUAUCUCUUAUUCAGUUCUAUCUACGAGCUCGAAUCUCAAGCAAACGACGUUCUAAAAGCAGAGUUCCCAUUCCCCGUCUAUUCUAUUGGCCCAACCAUACCUUUCUUAGAUGUAGCAGAAAAUAUCUCACUAGCUUCUCAUGACGACAGUGACCUCAACUACUUAGAAUGGCUCGAUUGCCAACCAAGAAGCUCCGUUCUAUAUAUUUCAAUGGGAAGCUUCCUUUCAAUUUCUGGUGCUCAAAUGGAUGAACUUGCAGCCGGUUUGCGAGAUAGUGGUAUCAGAUUCUUGUGGGUGGCACGCGAUGAGACUAUUAAGCUGAAGGAGGUUUGUGGUGAUAUGGGGCUAGUGGUGCCAUGGUCCAACCAAUUGAGGGUGUUGUCUCAUUCCUCAAUAGGGGGGUUUUUGACGCAUUGCGGGUGGAAUUCCAUUCAAGAAGGUGUGUUUUGUGGCGUUCCUUUUCUCACCUUCCCCAUUGUCGCAGAUCAAAUGCAAAACAGUAAGCUAAUUGUGGAGGAUUGGAAGAUUGGGUGGAGGGUGAAGGAAGACGUGGGAGCUGGCAGUUUGGUGACAAGAGAGAAAAUCGGAGGGCUAGUGCAGAAUUUCAUGGAUUUGGAAAGUGAUCAAGUGAAGGAAAUGAGGAAAAGAGCAAGUGAAGUUCAACAGAUAUGUCGACGUGCGAUUGCUGAAAAGGGUUCAUCUGAAACUAACGUCAGUGCCUUCCUUAGGGACAUUUCACAAUGCCAUGGACGCUGAGGAGAUUGCAA
This is a messenger RNA of Alnus glutinosa, 1632 nucleotides long. RefSeq names its product UDP-glycosyltransferase 87A1-like. The record is from RefSeq and is a predicted model, not a curated record. Gene Ontology annotation, molecular function: UDP-glycosyltransferase activity. Lineage: Eukaryota; Viridiplantae; Streptophyta; Magnoliopsida; Fagales; Betulaceae. The transcript has 2 exons. Bases 209 to 1621 code for a protein of 470 amino acids.